This is a messenger RNA of Anguilla anguilla (European eel), 848 nucleotides long. RefSeq lists its product as uncharacterized. Lineage: Eukaryota; Metazoa; Chordata; Actinopteri; Anguilliformes; Anguillidae. The record is from RefSeq and is a predicted model, not a curated record. The transcript has 4 exons. Bases 86 to 760 code for a protein of 224 amino acids.
GUUCCUGUCUGUGGUGACUGGUGAAGUUCACUGUGGUCCCGAGACAGCACUAGGUACCUGCAGAGCUUCACGUUAUAAACUUAGAAUGGGUAAACGCGUGGCAGUUGUUUUGGCAGGUUGUGGAGUUUUUGACGGGAGUGAAAUCCACGAGACAUCGGCUGUACUGGUGCAUCUAAGCAGAGGCGGUGCCACUGUGAAAAUGUUCGCACCCAACAUCGAGCAGAUGCACGUAGUUGAUCACUUGAAGGGAGCCCCGACGGAGGAGAAGAGGAACGUGCUGGUGGAGAGCGCCAGACUGGCUCGCGGCGAGAUCCAAGACCUGUCCCAGCUCGACGUGAAGGACCUGGAUGCCGUCAUUUUCCCCGGUGGGUUUGGAGUGGCUAAGAACCUGUGCUCUUGGGCAGUGCAGGGGAAGGACUGCUCUGUGCAGGCGCAGGUGCAGUCCACCCUGCAGGCUUUCCACAGUGCAGGCAAGCCCAUCGGCCUCUGCUGCAUCUCACCUGUCCUGGCCGCCAAGGUCUUCCCCGGCUGUGAGGUCACCGUGGGUCACGACAAGGACGACAGGGCGCCCGAUGUCCCGGGCACCGCGGAGGCCAUCACUCAGCUGGGCUGCACACACGUCUGCAAGGGCGUCAGCGAGACGCACGUGGACCAGAAGAACCGCAUCGUCACCACCGGCGCCUUCAUGUGCAAAGCGCCGCUCCACGAGGUCUUCGACGGCAUCGGCGCGAUGGUGCAGGACGUGCUCAAACUCGCGUAACCCCCUCAGAUAACCCGAAUGCUCACGCCAAGGCAACCAGGAACCGCGUGUAACGUAUGAAUAAAUUCAUCAACCUGAUCACAAUGGA